Messenger RNA from Cornus florida, 2004 nucleotides. RefSeq names its product pentatricopeptide repeat-containing protein At2g20540-like. The transcript has a single exon. Gene Ontology annotation, molecular function: RNA binding; protein binding. The record is from RefSeq and is a predicted model, not a curated record. Gene Ontology annotation, biological process: RNA modification. Bases 122 to 1717 code for a protein of 531 amino acids. NCBI's taxonomy places the organism in Eukaryota, Viridiplantae, Streptophyta, Magnoliopsida, Cornales, Cornaceae.
AUAAAGAGCCAUAAUUGUUAAAAACAUAAAUUAAGCCUUGUAACUUCUAAAAUUUGCAGAACGAGUGAUCUUAAUUUUAAAACUUACUGCUUUUCUAGCAGAUGAAGGUGGAGGGGAGUCCAUGUCAACAAUAACCAAGAGAUGCCUCUUAUUGUUGGAAAAAUGUAAGACCAUGAAUCAGCUGAAGCAAUCUCAUGCACAGUUAAUCACGUGUGGCCUUGGAACCAAUAGCUUUGCCCUCAGCAGGUUAUUGGCCUUCUGCUCAGACCCAUAUCAUGGUAGCCUAUCCUAUGGAUGUAAAAUCUUUGAACAGAUUGAACAGCCCACCAUUUGCAUAUGUAACACAAUCAUCAAAUCUUUCCUCCUCAAGGGGGAACUAAUCAAGACCAUAGAAGUAUAUGCCCAAAUGUUGAGAAAUGAGAUGUACCCUGAUAAUUACACUCUUCCCUAUGUGUUGAGGGCUUGUGCAAUAAUGCGAAAUUGUCAUCUAGGUGAAUCAAUUCAUGGGCACAGUUUGAAACUUGGCUUUUUGUUUGAUGUUUUUGUGGGUAAUACUUUGAUUGCCAUGUACUCUGCAUUUGAUAAUAUGGUUGCGGCCAGACAUGUGUUUAAUGAAAUUCCUCGGCAAAAUGUUAUGUCAUGGACGCUAUUGAUUUCUGGGUAUGCAAAACAAGGGGAUGUUGACUCAGCGAGAUUGAUGUUUGAUGAAGCACCAGUGAAGGAUAGAGGAAUAUGGGGUUCUAUGAUUUCUGGGUAUGUGCAGAAUAAUUGUUUCAAGGAAGGAUUACAAUUGUUUCGCUUAAUGCAAACGGCCGGCAUUGAACCUGACGAGGCCAUAUUUGUGAGCAUACUUAGUGCUUGUGCUCAUUUAGGUGCUUUGGAUAUUGGGAUUUGGAUUCACAGAUAUUUGGAUCAAUAUGGAUUGCCAUUGAGUGUUCGUUUGGGCACUGCUCUCAUAGACAUGUAUGCUAAAUGUGGGCACUUGGAUUUAGCUGAGAAGGUAUUUGACAAAAUGCCUCAAAGAGAUACUAUUUGUUGGAAUGCUAUGCUUUCUGGAUUGGCAAUGCACGGAGAUGGUGAACGCGCUCUCAAGUUGUUUUCUGAGAUGGAGGCGUGUGGGAUCCAACCUGAUGACAUUACAUUCAUAGCCAUUUUCACGGCAUGUAGUUAUUCAGGCUUGGCAUAUGAAGGUCUAAGGGUGUUGAAUCGUAUGUGUAAUGAACACACUAUAGAACCCAAGAGUGAGCACUACGGUUGUAUAGUUGACUUUCUUGGUCGAGCUGGGCUUCUUGAAGAAGCAAAGGAUAUAAUCCAGAGGACACCCAAUUUGAGGAGUCCCUCUGAAGAGGCUAUAAGUUGGAGAGCGUUGUUAAGUGCUUGCUGUAGUCAAGGACAAAUUCCACUGGCUGAGGUUGCAGCUGAGAGACUUUUGCAGUUAGAACGCCAUAGUGGUGUCUAUAUUCUGCUCUCAAAUGUAUAUUUUACUGCAGGCCAAUUUGAUAGGGCAAGAAGGAUGAGGAAGAUGAUGAGAAGGGGAGGAAUAGACAAGACACCAGGUUGCAGCUCAAUUGAGAUUAGUGGCACUGUUCAUGAGUUUGUUGCAGGGGAGAAAACUCACCCGCAGAUGGAAGAAGUGCAUACACUUUUGGGGAUGAUGAACAAGCAACCGGAUUAUUCAGGGCGUAACCCAAUUCUAUUUCAAGUUGAUGCUACGUGAUUUGUCCAACUAAGAUGAUUAAUUGUUGAAAAUUUUCUACUAUUCGAUGUCAUUGAUUGUUUUUGAAGCGUCAUGGUAUGUAUAUAACAACAGAUUUGCCAUAUUUUGUUGUUUAGUAUAUAUGUAUAAUUAAAAUCUCUUUGUUUAACUUGGAGUCUGGACAACCACCACUCCAUUUCUAGAUCAAUCCAGCAUUUUUCAUUUGGGUUCUAAUAAGAAACCAAGCAACUAAUGCACAAACUGACUGGUCACACUAUUUGUGCGUUACGUUUUGUAAUUUCAAUGUG